Messenger RNA from Liolophura sinensis, 888 nucleotides. Its product is annotated as G-protein coupled receptor 12-like. Gene Ontology annotation, biological process: G protein-coupled receptor signaling pathway. Lineage: Eukaryota; Metazoa; Mollusca; Polyplacophora; Chitonida; Chitonidae. Gene Ontology annotation, cellular component: membrane. Gene Ontology annotation, molecular function: G protein-coupled receptor activity. The record is from RefSeq and is a predicted model, not a curated record. The coding region runs from base 1 to 888 and encodes 295 amino acids. The transcript has a single exon.
AUGGUCAUCAACUCGCUGAUUCUGCGGGGCCUUGUGUUAGCCAAGGACCUACCACGUCCAUGCCGAACCCUUCUCAUGAACAUGGCCUGCUGCGAUUGUCUCUCGGCAAUUUCCAUGAUAGUCAAUGGUGUUUUGUUAAUUCGGCCAGACAGCACAUCCAUCGGUCAGUGUACCGCGGGUAUGGGAAUUCAGGCCAGUUUAGCGUUCGUGUCCAUUUUCCUCUCCACCUUGUUCCCGGUCAAUGCUUACCUUUCUCAACUGAUACCUUUCCAGUACCGAGGGGUGAUGGGCCCGCUUAAGGUGGCCUUCGUCUCUUUCUUGGUUUGGACCGUGAGUGUUGUUUUGGUAAGCAUCGCCGUCAUGGGUCAGCCGUCAUUGCCUCCAUUCCAAGCCUGCGAUCUACUGUUGGUGUACACUUCUGUGCCUCUGCGCGCUUUCUCGGGCAUCUACCUAAUCUGUAUGGUCAUCAUGAUGAGUGUUUUCUGGAAGCUCUACGCCUUAGCCCGCAGCCACAUCUGUAAGAUUGUAAGCGACACACACGCAGAUCAGAAGUGCGCCAUCAACUUAUCACUUCAAGCUAAGGCCUUGAAGACUGUCAGUCUGAUCGUAGCGUCAUUUGUCAUCAUGUACACCCCGCUCGUCAUCUACCUACUUAUUGUGUCAUUCACGGACCAGGAAGAAUUGCUGACUGUGGGACACUUCCUGCUAAAAUUGUCUCUCCUGACACUGUUCCUGGCUAAAAGUGUGAUUAACCCAGUAGUGUACGCCUGGAAAAUUCCAUUCGUCAGAGAAGUCACUCACAAGUUACUGAGAACUGGCCACAGGACAGUCGUUGAGCAAACCGCCAGCUUCGUCACGGAGAAAACCACACAAGGUGGUCGACACUGA